Molecule: messenger RNA, 3523 nt
Organism: Myxocyprinus asiaticus (Chinese sucker)
Lineage: Eukaryota; Metazoa; Chordata; Actinopteri; Cypriniformes; Catostomidae
Gene: bmp1b
Product: bone morphogenetic protein 1b
Exons: 20
Coding region: 134-3061 (975 amino acids)
Biological process (GO): proteolysis
Molecular function (GO): serine-type endopeptidase activity; metalloendopeptidase activity; zinc ion binding
Source: RefSeq, a predicted model, not a curated record
AGAGCAAAGCCUCCCUUCUCUAAACCCGCCUUCCCGGGAGCUCCCAUUUUUCCUCAAUUCCUUCCAAAAUCCCACCGCAGCCCGCAGCUCUCCCUCCGCCGGUCCCAACUCCACAUCCGCACUCAUUCCCGUCAUGAAUCCCCUGAGGACAUGUUCGUUUGUGAUCAGUCUUCGACUUUUAAUAGCGAUCGAACUGCAAGUGGAUACAAACUAUUACACAGGUUCAGCAGAAAGUGAUGUAGUCGACUACAUGGACCCAUGCAAAGCUGCUGCUUUUCUGGGGGACAUAGCUUUAGAUGAGGAGGACUUGCGUUUGCUAAAGGUGAAAUAUAUGGAUGCUACGCAGAACACCUCUUCUAACUUUUCUUUACCUGAAUCAGAAAACAAAUCCUCAGCCAAUAGCAAUGCAGAGGGUGACCCAGUUUUGGCCAGUCGAAGCUUCAUACGCAGACGGAGAGCAGCCACAGCCAGGCCUGAGAGAGUUUGGCCAGAUGGCAUAAUCCCCUAUAUUAUUAGUGGCAACUUUAGCGGCAGCCAGCGAGCCAUUUUCAAGCAAGCCAUGCGACACUGGGAGAAGCACACCUGCGUGACCUUCAUGGAAAGAACCACAGAGGAAAGCUACAUCGUCUUUACCAUCCGGCCAUGUGGGUGCUGUUCUUUUGUCGGAAGGAGGGGUGGAGGUCCCCAGGCUAUCUCCAUUGGCAAGAACUGUGACAAGUUUGGCAUCGUGGUGCAUGAACUUGGACACGUCAUUGGCUUCUGGCAUGAGCACACGCGACCUGACCGGGACGAACAUGUGGAUAUAUUUAGAGAAAACAUCCAGCCUGGUCAGGAGUACAAUUUCAUAAAAAUGGAGCCAGAUGAUGUGGAUUCCCUCGGCGAGGUUUAUGACUUUGACAGCAUCAUGCAUUACGCCAGAAACACAUUUUCCAGGGGCAUCUAUCUUGAUACCAUGCUGCCAAAGUAUGAUGUUGAUGGAGUCCGACCUCCUAUCGGACAGCGAACAAGACUGAGCAAAGGGGACAUUGCUCAAGCAAGAAAAUUAUACAAGUGUCCAAGAUGUGGUGAGAGCCUCCAGGACAGCACUGGAAACUUUUCUUCCCCUGGGUUCCCGAAUGGAUAUGCUGCAUAUCUUCACUGUAUAUGGAGGAUAUCGGUCACGCCUGGGGAGAAGAUCAUUCUGAAUUUUACCUCAAUGGAUUUGUACAGAAGUCACUUGUGCUGGUACGACCACUUGGAGAUCCGUGAUGGAUACUGGAGAAAUGCACCAUUGAAAGGCCGUUUUUGUGGAGACCAGAUUCCUGAGGCCAUUGUGUCUACUGACAGUCGACUGUGGAUUGAAUUUCGCAGCAGCAGUAAUUGGGUGGGAAAGGGCUUUUCCGCAAUCUAUGAAGCUAUUUGCGGAGGUGAAGUGAGAAGAGACAGUGGCCAGAUUGAGUCACCUAAUUAUCCUGACGACUAUCGGCCCAAUAAACUGUGCAUAUGGAAGAUUAUAGUGCCACAGGGGUUCCAUGUGGGCCUCAGCUUCCAGUCCUUUGAGAUUGAGAAACAUGACAGCUGUAGUUAUGACUACCUGGAAGUGCGAGACGGUGAUUCCGAAAACAGUCCUCUCCUGGGCCACUUCUGCGGCUACGAAAAGCCAGACGAUGUCAAGAGCAGCUCUAACCAGCUGUGGAUGAAGUUUGUAUCUGAUGGCUCUGUGAACAAAGCUGGAUUUGCAGCCAAUUUCUUUAAAGAGACCGAUGAAUGCUCCAGGCCUGAUGAAGGUCACUGUGAGCAACGUUGUGUCAACACCCUGGGCAGCUACCACUGUGCCUGUGACCCGGGUUACGAGCUCGCCCCUGACCGCCGCAGCUGUGCAGCAGCUGCCUGUGGUGGAUUCAUCAGCAAACUCAAUGGCUCCUUUACAAGUCCAGGUUGGCCGCAGGAAUACCCCCCCAACAAGAACUGCUUGUGGCAGCUCAUAGCCCCCACACAGUACCGCAUCACACUGCUGUUCGACACCUUUGAGACUGAGGGAAACGAUGUUUGUAAAUAUGAUUAUGUUGAGGUGCGUAGUGGUCUGUCCGCUGACUCAAAGCUUCACGGGAAGUUCUGCGGUACAGAGAAACCAGAGGCAAUCACCUCACAACAGAACAGCAUGCGUGUUGAGUUCAAAUCAGACAACACCGUGUCCAAGAGAGGCUUCAAAGCUCAGUUCUUUUCUGACAUGGAUGAGUGUUCGAGGGAGAAUGGAGGCUGCCAGCAUGAGUGUGUUAACACGUUUGGAAGCUACAGCUGUCAGUGUCGCAGUGGCUUUGUGUUACACAGCAAUAAACAUGACUGCAAAGAAGUGGGUUGUGACCAGGUCAUUACUCGUGUCUCUGGUACUAUCACAAGUCCAAACUGGCCUGAUAAAUACCCCAGCAAGAAGACAUGCACCUGGACUCUAUCCACCACCCCAGGCCACCGCAUUAAACUGGCUUUCGAUGAAAUUGACAUGGAGGCCCAUCAGGAGUGCACCUACGACCACUUGGAGAUAUAUGAUGGUAGAAACGGCAGAGCGCCCAGUUUUGGUCGCUUUUGUGGGGGCAAGAAGCCAUCCCCAGUUAUUUCCAGCAGCAAUAGUAUGUUUCUGCUAUUCUUUUCGGAUAACUCGGUACAGAAGAGGGGUUUUAAGGCCUCUCAUUCAGCAGAAUGUGGUGGGAGUCUGAAGGCAGAGAUAAAGACCAAGGAUCUCUAUUCCCACGCUCAGUUUGGUGACAACAACUAUCCCGGAGCGUCAGACUGCCAAUGGGUGAUCUCAGCGGAGAAGGGCUAUGGGGUGGAGCUCAUCUUUCACAUCUUUGAGAUUGAAGAGGAAGCUGACUGUGGAUAUGAUUAUGUGGAGCUGUUUGAUGGGGCUGAUGUCAAAGCGCCCAGGCUGGGCCGCUACUGUGGGUCUGGGCCACCAGAGGAGAUCUACUCAGCUGGAGAUGCCAUUGUCAUCAAAUUUCACUCAGACGACACCAUCAACAAGAAAGGUUUUCAUGUUCGGUACACGAGCACUAAGUUCCAGGACACCCUUCACACUAGUAAGUGAGUUCUUUAUGGGAGAAGAGCUCAGAAGAACACAACCAUGGGGCUUCAGUUCUUCUCAUGCACCUGUGUUAGUGAUGCUACCUGGAGUUCAGGUUUCCGUUUUUCGUUCCCUCCCUCCAGUCUACAAAAAAGGGAAGUUUUAGCGGUUACUGUAUAUCCUUUCAGCUAAAAGCUUGGAGGACAACACUGAUGCAGGGAAAUGGCAAUACAUUGCCCAUUAUUCUUCAAAUGAUACAUUGAAAACUCUAAAACGAUUGGAAAAGGAGCAUCAGACUGACAGAUAGUCUCAUUAUGGUGACCCUUGUUGACUGCAAGUAAAGAAGGAUGUACAAUUUUGAAACAAUUGAAAAACAAAGAAAAGUCCCUGAUUUGUGCUUGCUUUCCAGACACCUUUCCCCUUCCCUCAAGGCCAGUAUCUAAAAGUCUAUUUUAUAAAAAAAUAAAUAAAAAAAAGAAAAAAAAA